AUGGAAACCCUCGCCUUUCUUGGAGCAACAGGCGGCUGCGCCAACGCCUGCCUGACCUACACCCUUCUCAACGGCUACAACGCUAGAGCUCUAGCGCGCACCCCCUCAAAGCUCACGACAAUGCUCCUCUCACAGCCUGGUAUAACAGAGGAGAUUCUCUUUCGCCAGCUUGAGAUAAUCGAGGGCGACGCAACAGAUGUGGGAAGCAUCACGAAAACACUCAUCACCCACUCCACCCCCAAGGACGCACCCAAUGGCGCUUGUACACUCGUGACAAGCAUAAUUUCUGGCAUAGGCGGCGCACCGACAAUGUGCUUCACCAGGGAAACAAAAUGCGCAAAUACUCAGAUACGCAUACCUGCGCUGCCGCACAUUAAGCUCUCAAACCCGCAUAUCACGGAAGAGACAACACGCGCGCUGCUGGAAUCACUGGCGCAGAUUGCUUCUGAGCGGUUUGCUUCGUUCGAGGCGUAUCAUGCUGUUGCGCCGAUGGUUACUGUGAUAUCAACCACGGGGCACAUGCCUGGCAAUAAAGAUGUGCCGUUCUGGUUCAGGCCUAUGUACUCUAUGCUCUUGCCGAUCCCACAUGCAGAUAAAUUGCAGAUGGAGAUAUUGCUUGACAAAGAGGUUGCGCUGGGGCAUGCUGGGGUGCUUGCAGCUGGGGUUGUUAUUGUGAGGCCCAGCUUUUUAACGGGGGAUCAUCGGGUUUCUGUUUGUGAGGGGGAGAAAGGGGGCGAAGGGGUGAAAUUGGAGAAAGUGAGGGCUGGGCCAGAGAAGGCUCCUGCUAUCGGGUAUACGAUUUCACGCGCUCUGGUUGGUGAGUGGAUUUUUGAGGAGAUUGUUAAAGGGGGAGGGAAAUGGGUUGGGGAGAAGGUUACUAUCACUACUUGA
This is a messenger RNA of Penicillium vulpinum, 891 nucleotides long. RefSeq lists its product as uncharacterized. The record is from RefSeq and is a predicted model, not a curated record. Bases 1 to 891 code for a protein of 296 amino acids. The transcript has a single exon. Lineage: Eukaryota; Fungi; Ascomycota; Eurotiomycetes; Eurotiales; Aspergillaceae.